UUACAUCAAACCUAAGGUUACCUCUGAGCUGGACUUAGAGGAAUCGGAUUCCAGGUCUAGUUAUUUGCUGUUUGUCGCGGAAGAUAUUGAGGAAGAUGCGUUGCCUGGUCAUCUAUGCUGCAUUAGCUAUAUUUGCUGGUCAAAUAUUUGCUCAGGUUACCGAGCCAGUACCCAGGAAUGGAACUGAAAGGCCUCCAAUAGAAGAAAAGACCGUGGCUCCAGGGGGUGAAAAUAUUACGGGAAUUCCAACAGAAGGUGACAAAACGCCACCAGCUCUCCCUGGCGUUGAUCCAUCCCCCGAACCCGACCACGACGGAGAAGAAACCGGAAAAGGAAAAAUCUGGAAGAAUCGCAUCGCCAAGUGGAAGAAAAUGCGAUUGAACAAGAAAGGUCCAGCACAAGAGAAACCAGAAAUCAAAGAUGAUGAAGAGCCCGGACAAGAAACACGGGAUAAGGCAAAAGGACCAAGACCUAAUGGGAAAACUGAUAAGGAACGUCGACCAAAAUUUGGAAAACGUAGAGAAAGGGGGAUGAAGAUCUUUCCAUGAAGUCAUUUAUUAAGCAAAGAAAUGCCAAAAAAUGUUUUAAGUUUAAUAUUUCAUUGAAAAAUUGGAAAUCAAAGGUGAAGCUAUAUCAAAAACAUUUUUCGUAGAAUCUUUUUAUUUCAUUUGAUCAUGU
Molecule: messenger RNA, 678 nt
Organism: Saccostrea cuccullata (small rock oyster)
Lineage: Eukaryota; Metazoa; Mollusca; Bivalvia; Ostreida; Ostreidae
Exons: 4
Coding region: 96-548 (150 amino acids)
Source: RefSeq, a predicted model, not a curated record